Molecule: messenger RNA, 1202 nt
Organism: Anopheles coustani
Lineage: Eukaryota; Metazoa; Arthropoda; Insecta; Diptera; Culicidae
Exons: 4
Coding region: 1-1062 (353 amino acids)
Source: RefSeq, a predicted model, not a curated record
AUGGAUGAAGUGCACGAAAAGAUGAAGAAUUUUUUAAUUAAUUCCGACACGAGUGGCAUCGAGUUGGGCGCGUUGCUUGUCGGUCGCGAAUUUUCCACCGCGGUUGGGGGUUCGGGAGGAAAAACCACCCCUAUCCCUUUGGCGCCCUACUUGACCCUCGUUUCACCGGGCGUUCGUCGGUGGAUUGGAAAACGGUUCUCGAAGCCGAGGAAAUCGGUUCCGUUGCUGGUGCUGCUGCUGCUGGUGGUUAUUAUUGCCGGAGCCAUUAUCACCAUCGGAAAACGGACCCACGCCGGGCGGGCGCUACUGCUGGCAUCGUCGGUGUUUGCAAAUGAAGAUUGCAUCGUUCGCAUGCCAUCGCAGCUGCAGAAAGCCUUUAGGCCACCGGAAGCGUGCGACUUCUGCCGGUCGGUGUCGGCGAGCACCGUACCACGGUUGAGCAACGUUAGUCCGGAAGAGUUUUCCCGCCGGUUCGCGUACCGCGGCGGUCCGGUCAUUGUAACCGAUGCGACCACCAACUGGACGGCGCCGGAGCGAUUCGAUUACUGGUUUUUCCAGCGACUGUACGACACACACGGCCGUGGACCGCAUGCCGAGCGCUGCCAGUUCUUUCCGUACGCCACCGGCUUCCGGAACAUCCUGGAGGCGCUCGAUCUGCCGCCGGCCCGGGUACGCUACGAGCCGGGCACGGAACCGUGGUACUUUGGCUGGAGCAACUGCGAUCCGACGAUCGUGAAAGUGCUGCGGGAGCACUACGAUCGGCCGUACUUUCUGCCACCCGACUCGGAGAACAACGCCAUCGAUUGGGUGUUCAUGGGUGGACCAGGCCUGGGAGCACAUAUGCAUGUGGACAACGUCCGUCUGCCCUCGUGGCAAUCGCAGCUGAAGGGUGCUAAAGAAUGGAUCCUGGCACCACCUCCGGAAUGUCUGUACGAGUGCGAGUUCCUUUCCGUCGUCGUACAAACCGGAGACACAAUUGUACUCGACACGAACAAAUGGUACCACAAGACGAACGUCCUACCUGGCCCGAUCAGCAUCACCGUCGGGGCGGAGUACGACUAGAGCGUAACGGUCUAGUCCCGGCUUACCUUGAGAUGAUCGUCGUGCCCGGCGGAAACUCCACGAUAUCCUCCCGUAUCUCCAGGUCGUUGUAGAAGCUUACCACGUGCGGCUCGUUGUUGCGGAACAUGCACGACCCGUUG